GGCAGCGCCAUUCAUCACGAGAGGGCCAGCAGCCAUCCGUUUUCCACCCUGAUCUACUGAAAACCACGGAGCAAUUCAAUUGAGGCCUGCUCGAUUCCGCAACCGGUCCACACAACAUGCUUCCAACCUCGCUCCUCGGGGCCUUGUCGCUCACCACAGUCGUCGCCGCGAGCGCCAUAUCACCCGUCCUCCCCGUCGUCAACAACGCCUGCACCAGCCCAUCAGUCCGCAAGGAGUGGCGCGAGCUCACCGACGCGGACAAGGCCGAGUACCUCCGCGCGGCUACGUGCGUGCGCGAGCUGCCCAAGGCCAAGUACGCCGCCAUCGACGCCGUGACGACGCGUAUGGACGACCUGGUCUACACCCACUUCUCCCUGAAUCUGGACAUUCACUUUGUCGCCAACUUCCUCCCGUGGCACCGCUGGUUCGUGCAGCUCCACGAGGACCUCCUGCGCAACGAGUGCGGCUUCACGGGCGCCCAGCCGUACUGGGACUGGUCCAUUGACGCCGAUGCCGAGGACGUGCCCAACGCGCCCGUCUUUGACCCCGUCACCGGCUUUGGCGGCGAUGGCCAGCGGACCGACAGCGACGAGCCAGGCUUCGAGCGCUGCGUCGUCGACGGUCCCUUUGCCAAUACCAAUCUAACGCUGGGUAUGGGGUGGCCCGACGUGAACGAGGACGGCGACCGCCUCCACUGCUUCACGCGUGAGCUGAAUGGCGGCCUGGGGAAGGAUGAGAACGGUAACCAAAUCAUCGGUGACAUGCAGGCAUCGGCGUAUAACUCGCGCGUGAUGAACACUAUCUACUCAUUCGACACGUUUGCCGAUAUGGCGGAUAUGCUCGAGGGUCUGCCGCACGCACAGGUCCACAGCGUCAUCUUUGGCGACAUGGGCCCCGCCACGUCGCCCAACGAGCCUCUCUUCUUCCUGCACCACGCCAACGUCGACCGUGCAUGGGCCAAGUGGCAAGGCCGCAACGCGACUCGCCUGGCCGACUACACCGGUUUCCAAGAUCGCAGCCACACAAUUCCGGCCUCGCUCAACAACACGAUGCCCGUCAUGGAGCUCGCGGACACCAAACCCGUCGUCAAGGACUACAUGGAUAUCCGGGCGGGCCCUCUGUGCUAUACAUACUCAUCCAUGUGAUUGAUGGAGGGAUAGCUGAACCUGGAAUCUUGGCGUAGCCGGUGGGUUCAUUGGAUCGCGGUCUUGGAAUGCACAUAGACGUAGUCUAAUGAAAGUAAUCCAAUUUAGUCAUUUAGAUCACGAGAUUUUACUGACUCGGUCGGGUGGUGUAUACAUGUACCUUAAUAGGGGUGAGAAGUAUGCCUUGACCGUGCGGGAUUGAGCCGGGGAAGCCUAGUGGAUAAUUCUCAAACAACCCCGUUCAAAGAUAGCACUAGCGAAAGACGGGUAUAUGUAAGCAUAGCAGCAUGCGGUAAUUGGGUAUCUGCAUCGUCAACAAGUCUCAGCAGAGUUAGUAAUUCCUGAAGCACCUGCAGGAUGCAACCUUUGCGCUUCUGGAAUCUCGGACUGACUAGGUCAUCGAAUCUCCCAGAGUAC
Molecule: messenger RNA, 1562 nt
Organism: Emericellopsis atlantica
Lineage: Eukaryota; Fungi; Ascomycota; Sordariomycetes; Hypocreales; Bionectriaceae
Exons: 3
Coding region: 117-1145 (342 amino acids)
Molecular function (GO): oxidoreductase activity
Source: RefSeq, a predicted model, not a curated record